AUGGAUUGGAAAACUUUGCAUGGUUACAUUGAGGUGUCACCUUUCAUGCUCUUGGAGUCCACCGGUGAUUCUGAACAAGACUCUGAUCUCAGCAAUUCUUCGUUUGAUGACGAUGAUGACGUUCAAGUAACACCUUAUGAUGAGGUUGAUGAUGCUCAAUCUUGCUGCUCCGAUCCUUCUGAGAUUGAAAACGUUUAUGACAAUGAUCAAUUUGGAGAAUGCUCUUACGACUCCAACAAAAUUGAUCUAAAACGCGUGCGGAGUCGUGAUGAUUAUGAUUUUAAUUACAGACAUCAGAAUGAUGAAGAUGAAGACGACGAUGAUGGUGCCAUCGAUCAAGAAUGUACAAGUCGAAAUGUGGAAUUUGGUUAUUUAAGAACGCAGAAGAAGUGUAAGGUGUAUGGUGAUUGUAAAAUGGAGCCAGUGAAGAAACAAGAGACAGACAAGCUGUUCUGGGAUGCAUGCUUAGCUUCUUGA
This is a messenger RNA of Daucus carota subsp. sativus, 477 nucleotides long. RefSeq lists its product as uncharacterized. The coding region runs from base 1 to 477 and encodes 158 amino acids. The transcript has a single exon. Lineage: Eukaryota; Viridiplantae; Streptophyta; Magnoliopsida; Apiales; Apiaceae. The record is from RefSeq and is a predicted model, not a curated record.